UCAUAAACAAACUAAACGUAUUUUUAUAUACGAUUUACAAGAAUACUUUAUACUUGACACUACAAUUUGAAUUCUGGUUUAGCUUUACAACAAUUGUAGCUCAUGUAGAUUUUAUGAUGAAAUUUGUUGUAUUUAAGAAGAAUUGACACUUCUUAACAUGGUGGAUAAAUCCUAUGAUGACAACACGACUGUUAAAGACUUGGCUGUGGCAAGUAAUGAAACAAGUUCUACACUACAGCCUAUGGGCUUGAUCCCACUUUAUUUUCCACCAAUAAAGAACAAUAAAACAGCAUUAUUACCUUCAAAUCCAAAUGGAUUUUCCAAUCUUGGUUUCUCUUUUUUACCACCAAUAUACCAACAAGCAGAACAUUAUGGCAGAAGACAUAAUUUUACUGAUGGCCAAAUUAAUGCGGAGUUAAAUCUUAUUAUUCAAGAAGUAGUCACAGAGCAGGUGUUGGAUUUAUUUGAGGAGGUUCUUGUGGAAGGAGUGGAGCCUUCAUCAGAAGCAAAAAUGAAGAUUAAAGCUGAGAAGGAAGCUCAAUUAGAAAGGGUGGCGAAAGCUCUUACUAUUGACUUAAUUGAAGAAGUAAUUCAAGAAGACAAGCGAGCUAGUGUGCUUGAGUUUUUCGAUGAAAAAAUCGCAAACCAUCGUCUCAGCUAUAAAACCCAGAACUUUGCAGAGUCAUUGUUUCGAGAAUUAGAAACAGAAUUGGUGGAGGAAGUAAUGCACGACGUGCUUGAUUCGUUUGUGUGCGGUGAAGCAUGUAUUUCUGUUAUACAUGAGGUCGUGUAUGACGAGACACAAACGUUAGUGCAAGACACACUUAUGCAUUAUGGGGCAAGAGCAGCGUUUUCACAAUACAAACAAAUAAGCAAGUAUGCUGGUGAUUAUAUUCUGGACAGCAUGUGCGUCCAAUCUCUACUACCUCAACAAAGCAAACCUUCUGACGCUCUCACUCCAAUCCUUGACCAUUUAAUGGUUCAAGUUUUACUGCACAACAUGCUGAAGCAUGACAGUGUGAAAGAAGAAACUUGUUUGCCCUUGCAGUGGUAUCAGAAAAAGCUCAUUCUCGGAGUUAUGUUUGAUGAAACACUUUCCAAACUAUGCACCUCCUUGGAAAAUUUAACAACUGAAUCUUGAAUCUUAUUUUAGCUUAUAAUUUAUACACCAUUCAUUCUUUUCCUAAUUCCUGCAAGAUCACUGUAGAGUAUUGAAAAGUGUUAAAAGCACAAUUUUUUCAUUAAGAAAGCCAUAAUUAGCAGUUGUGAUAACAAUUUGCCAUAUAUUUUUACUGUUUGUAAAUGUUUAUCUUUUUUAUAUACUGAAACAAAUUUUCUACAUGUAAAGUUUGCAUUCUGUAAUAAAACUCUCAAA
Ciona intestinalis (vase tunicate) is the source of this 1375-nucleotide messenger RNA. The record is from RefSeq and is a predicted model, not a curated record. NCBI's taxonomy places the organism in Eukaryota, Metazoa, Chordata, Ascidiacea, Phlebobranchia, Cionidae.